This is a messenger RNA of Colletotrichum spaethianum, 1296 nucleotides long. RefSeq names its product zinc finger MIZ domain-containing protein 2. The record is from RefSeq and is a predicted model, not a curated record. NCBI's taxonomy places the organism in Eukaryota, Fungi, Ascomycota, Sordariomycetes, Glomerellales, Glomerellaceae. Gene Ontology annotation, molecular function: metal ion binding. Gene Ontology annotation, cellular component: nucleus. Bases 1 to 1296 code for a protein of 431 amino acids. The transcript is spliced from 5 exons.
AUGCCCUCUCAGGAAGAACAGGAAUUGUUGGCUAGGAUCGGUCAACUUGCGGUGAAAACUGCGUGGGUUCUAAUUUGGUGGCAAACAGGCAAGAUCAAUCUUCACAAGGCUCAGCAGGCUGGCGUACAAUCAGUCCCAAGUACCCAGGCCUCCUACAGCCGAAACAACACUCACCGACACGGCGGCUUCCCCCACAAGCAUCGCGUCGAGCCGUACCCCUCUACCCGAGGCCCCUCGGGGUUUCGCCAUCGAUCCUUGGUACUUAACAACGGUGGAACGCAAACACCGCCAUCCGACUCGCCCACCCCCGAGGCAUCUGGCCCAGCUAAUUCAUCCGGCGCUUGGAUCUCCAAGAACACCCGCGGCCAGAGGUCGCUGAUCAACUCGGCCGUCUACGAGAAGAACAACGAAGCGCAUGUCAAGGCCAUCGAGGCAUCACGACAGCAGAAGAAUCGCCAGCAGGAUGUGCGCGAGCAGUCGCAGCUUGCCAACCACUUCCAUCGUUACGGAGGCCAAGCCAGAGUGCCGCCCACUCCUACUAAUCCCACAGCUACAGGCAACCACGAGGUCGAGAUCCAUGGCAUUCGUUUCCGCGUCGCCCACAGCGGGAGCAAGCUCAUCAAGGUGUCGGAGUACACUCACAACCUCUUAGGAGAUCUCCAUCCCGUCAGCGCGACGCCCAAAGUCGCUUUUGUCGGAGGUGUCAAGUUCCAUCGAAGCAAGACCGGCAAUCUAUACCGGGCCGGUGUGCUCAAAGCUCAACGGGUCAUGCGCCAAGGGACCGGCCUGUCGAUACAUUCACGAUGCUUCAAGAGUGGCCGUCUGCCGGGAGCUGUUGCACAAGGGAACUGCGCCAAUGGGGAGUCUUGUGAUCUUUCCCAUGACUUGACGCCCCAACGCACCCCGACAUGCGUUCACUUCAUCAAGGGCAACUGUGCGAAUCCCAACUGCCCCUAUGCUCACUCUAGUGUGUCUCCAGGUGCCCUGGUCUGCCGUUCGUUCGGCAUGUACGGCUACUGCGACAAGGGGGACGAGUGCGAAGAGCGGCAUGUCUUUGAGUGCCCCGACUUCAGCAAUACGGGCAAGUGUAAAAACAAGGGCUGUAAGCUUCUUCACCGCGAGAGGGCAAGCGUCCUUCGGAAGCGCACAGACGAGGACGAAUCAGAGGACCUGUCGAGCGAUGAUGAGCCCGUCGACAGCGACGACGUGGACUCGGACGAGGUCGAGGAGUUUAUCACCGACGGCGCUGGUGAUGAUACUGACUUCAAGGUCCAGAAGGACUUUAUCUCUUUCUGA